AUGUCGUCUCCUACAGUAGAAAACUCUCAAUUCUCUACGACGUGGGCAAUCCACGAGGGUAUGAACAAUUCAUUUGAAGAUCAGAGCACAUCAUGGAGCGUUGAAGGUGUCUACAUCAAAUGGGUGGCCGAAUUGCUUAUCCAUAACAGAUCAACGAAUGAGUCUUCCCAAUAUCUCCCUAUUCUUGGAUUGAAUGCAUCUAUCUAUACAAAUAUUAGUCUUGUGCUAUUCUACUGUAUUGUUGUCCCUUUAAAUGUGUUCUUUUUUGUUUCUAUAGUACCGGAGCUAACCCGAAAAUGUGUGAUGAAAUUGAAAUUACUGGUCGCCACACUUGUGGCUGUAAACAUCAUAUGGAGUAUAACAUGGCUGUUUCUCUCAGUUGUCGUAUGCAUUAUCCAGGAAACCGACGAAGUGAUGUUUAUUCUAAAUGCUGAAGAAGAUGGCAUUUAUAUACGAGAGAGCAUUUGGGAGAUCGUAGCCCAUCAGCUUAUCGAAAAUAUCCUCACCGUUCAAUCGAUACUGAUUUUCGCCAUAUCUAUAGAUCGCUAUUUGAAUUUAUUCAAUAGCUACUCGACCAGUUGCGAAAGUGUGAUUACAAAGCUAUUUCUCGUUGUUUUACCAUUUAUCGUCGCUGCAACAAUGUUCGAUCAUCGUGUGCUGGCUCUCUUCAUACCUGUGGAAAGUGCAGUUUUUUGCAGGUUAUGUCUGCUUCUCUGCCCAUCCCUACUUGCUGUCACUUUGCUGUUGAUUGCACUCUUCCCGACAGAGUCAAAGAGCGGAUUUGAACCACGAUUUCCAAUGUCAAUGAGCACAACACUGCCUCGAGUAAUGUUGGUGAUCGUUAUCCUGGAUGUAUUCUGGAGGGUUGCGUUCUUCUUCCAAUUACUUGAAGUGGACUUCGAGUUUCGUAUUGUUACAGGAAGUGAACUCGGAGAUGAUAUCUUGCGAAAUAUUCUCGACGUAUCUUAUGAGAUCGCAAUCUUCAUCGUUCAUCUCUUCCCGUUCUAUUUCGCUGUAUUGCUCAUGAUUUUUGUGCGACACUAUCGAACGCAGACUUCAUCUCGCUUUUCGCAAAUAUCUGCAGUACUGUGCUGCAAAUCAGAUACGAUAGUCGACUAUCGUUGUGAGACGAUGCGAUCAAUCCUAGCAGAUCAGAAGAAGCGGCGGAGUAUGAUGGUAUCAGUGCACUGA
This is a messenger RNA of Necator americanus (New World hookworm), 1191 nucleotides long. RefSeq lists its product as uncharacterized. The record is from RefSeq and is a predicted model, not a curated record. The coding region runs from base 1 to 1191 and encodes 396 amino acids. The transcript is spliced from 10 exons. NCBI's taxonomy places the organism in Eukaryota, Metazoa, Nematoda, Chromadorea, Rhabditida, Ancylostomatidae.